UGCGCGGGUUGGAUGGGGGGUGGCUAAAUGAGGAGUUUGGUUUUUUUUUAAUGCGAGCCUUGCAGGUGAAGGGGCCGGGAAAUGCGAGCCUUUCUAAAGAGUUCGGAGGGGUGUUUUCAGCUGAAACUGCGCACCACGACGAUAGGCAGGCACCCAGGGGCCGACAUCGUCCUGCAGUCCACAGGUGUAGCUGAUCAUCACGCAGCCCUUGAAUUCACCCCCUCGGACAACAGCUUCAUCCUUCAGGACUUCAACUCCCUCCAUGGCACCUUUGUCAAUGGCUGUCAGGUCCAAAACGCGGCCGUGAAAGUGAGUCCGGGGGAUAUCCUGCGCUUCGGCGCGGGGGGAGCAUCCUUCCAGCUGGUGGUGGAUGGGACGGCCCGGAUGUCCUAUUCCCCUGUGAAACGUCUCAUGGCAUGGACCGGGCAGCUCCAGGUGGUUGCAGAGCCCAAACCCUCGACUCCGGCAUCUCCUCCCCACCUCCCCUCCCUGCAGUGGCAGCAUCCCCCCAGCUCCCCAGGCCAGUGGGCUACCAGAGCUGCUGGCCACGUACCUCAUCCGCCCCCAUGGAAGCGACCCCUAAGUGCCUGGGCUGGGAGCGUGGCCACCACCAUCCCUCCGGAUGCUUUCAGUAGGAGCUCUGCGGUGAGGACAGUCGUGACCAGCAUCUCAGGUGACGGUGUGAGCGGUGCCGGGGGAGCCCCUUCCCCAGGGACUCAAGACGCAGAUUUCCUCCCACAGGAGAAGGGUGAGAAGGUCCUGCAACUGGAGAAGGAAAUCGGUGGCCUCUCUGGUAUGGAGACAGAAUCAAAGCAGAAAGAUGCGAUGAUAAGAGACCUGCAGGAUGAGAUCGCAGCGAUGGCAAAGACCCUGGCUCAGGCGGCGGCAAGGAACGAGGUAGAGCUGACCCAGAAGCUGCUGACCUUCGACCGAGAGCUGGGGGCCAAAACGGAGGAGAUCAGAGCCUUGAGGGAACAGGUCAGCAGCCUGCAGAAAGGCUCGAGCCAGGUUUUCUGCCAUUCCCUCUACGAGAGAGACCUGGAGAUCGGGAGGCUGCGGAAAGAAAGCGAGAAGGUGAAGAGGGAGCACGCGUUGGCUGCAGGUCUGGUGGCCAGCCUGCGAAGGGAGAUCAUGGGCAAGGAGCAGAAAAUGCAGCAACUCAAGCAAGAGGUUGAAAAAGUGAAGAAGGAAAACAGGGAAAAGGACAACCAGCUAGCAGUCGUGUCUGCCAAGUGCUCUAGAAUUAAAGAGGAAACGAAGCACCAACGUGGAGAGCGAGAAGUAAUUGCGUGCCGAAAUCGCAUCGGGGAGCUGGAGCGCGACCUGGAGGGGCUGCGGGGGGAGGUCCAGAGGUAUUGUGCCGAGCAGGAGAGCAGCCGAAACCAGCUGGCCCAGAAAGCCAAGGCUGAGGAGGAGCUGCAGGAAGCCUGUGCCAGGCAAGCGCUGCAGCUGCAGGAGAUGGGGCGCAGGGAGCACCUGCUGCGAGCUGACGCGGGGAGGGCCAGGGAGCAGCUGGAGUCCUUCAAAUCCCAAGUGCUGCAAGCCUGUUCUCCAGCAGCAGCAGGAGUUGCAGGGAUGGUGGUGACGGAGCAGCAGGUGAUAGAGAAGGUCAGGCAGAUCUCUGAAGAAAGCCAACAAAGUCAUGAGAGAGAGAAGUGUCUACAGGAGGAACUAAGCUCCUGGCUCUCGAAGGAGAAGGAGGUGUCUGAAAAUGUAGAGGUGUUCAAGAAAUCCCUGCAUGAGCUCCAGGGGUGCCUGAGGAGCUCCUGCAGCAGCGACAGCCUGCGAGGGCAGCUGGGGAGGCUGGAGGCGGUGAGCCUGGACCCCUCCAUCGCGGCCAUCGGGGCGGCGGUGGUGGAAGUGGCACAUGUCCCCCUGUCCUGGCUGGAGGGCACGGAGCGGCUCCUGGCCAGCAUGGGGGUGGACCCGCACGCCUCCGGCAAAGGGCCGUUGGCUGCUCUGGGGAGACUGGUGGAAGACAGUCAGGAAACCACACGGAGGAAUCGGAUGCUACAGGCCCAAUUAGAGAGGGACCGGGAGGCGCAGGCAGCUCUGCUGCAGGAGCACGUGAAGGAGCUGGAAGCGAAACAUGAGCACGACCUGCAGAUAAAAAUACAGCAAAUUACGUUGGAAAAGGACAAGGAGAACCAAGAGAUUCUGGAGAUCGCUGUCGCCCAGGAGAAGGAUAAGUGCAAGCAAUCCGUGGAGGAAGAACAGAAGAAGAUCCGAGACCUGGAGAGCCACCUGAGAUGCCUGACUGAGGUAAUUGAAAGGAAGUCAAAGGAGCAGGAGGUCUCAGAGUGCAAACUGAGAGAAGCCAUGUACAACCUGGAGGAAGCCACGGCACGAGAGAUGAUGUUAGAGCAGCAGGUUCUCACGCAAGAGGAGCAGCUCAAGACCAUUCACGAGGAGAAGGAGUUUCAGAGGCAGAAACUGCAGGAAGAAAUAGAGGAAUACAAAGAGCAAAGCAAGCAGCAUUCUCUGACAAUCGUGGCUUUAGAGGACAGGUUGCUGGAGGCCAAGCAGCAGCAGAAGACACUGGAGGAGGAAAAGGCAGCGCUCGUGGAAAAAAUGAAAGGAUUUCAGGGCGAUGCCCGCAGGGUGACAUCGGGAGCCACGCUGGAGGUUUCUCCUGCCACAGCAUCGCACUGCUGUCUGAGGAAAUUCAGGGAGGAGCUGGCAGCGGCGCAGAGCGCACUCCAGUCCAAGGAGGCCAUCAUCGCCGGACUAACCAAAGAGCUGGGGGAAACCAGAGCCAGGAUGUCGGACAUGAGAGGGGAGCUGAGCGAGGAGCAGAAGGUGGAACUGGAGCAGAACCUGAGUCGGGUGAAACGCCAAGAGCGGGAACUGAACCUGCUCAGGGAGAAGCUAUCCCAGAUGUCCAGCCUGGUGGAGAAGAAGGAUCGAGCCCUGGAAGCAGCAGCUGAAGAGUUAAGGCAAGCCCAAGCCCGCCGAGCACUGGAGGAUGCCUCCCGAGAAACGCUGAAGGAUGCCGAUCCCAAGAAGGAUGCUCCUGGGAUGCCGGUGCCGGCAGCUGAAGCCUCCAAGAGGUUCCCUUUUGAUUUUCCCUGGUGCUGGGAAAGGGAAGAACUCAAAAAAGGUGGCUGCGGCAGCAGAUGGUGGGACUGAGGAACCGUACACCCUGUGCCGCAGCAGUGGCAGACAGCGUGCCAGCGAGAGAGGCUGGAUGUGUGGGGGCCAGGCGGUGACUCACAGCCAGAUGACGAGCGGGAGGGAUCGCCCGAGCUGGCAAUGGACUUGGCCAACCUCGGUGCGAAAUGCCGAGGCCUCAGGCACGAGGAGACGAUCCAGCGCCAAAGACAAGGCUUGGCCGAGCUCCGGGAGAGAGUAAAGAUGCUGGAGAAGAGGCAGUCCUUGGCUGUCAUGAAGAAGGGUUCGGAGCCGCUGGUGGUCCUGAUGAAAGACUUGCCAGAGGAAAUAAUCCAGGAAACAGGUCUUGAGAAGGAACCAGCACCUAUGUCAGGAACAGAACUGAAGGCCGGGAAGGAUCCUGGACACAUUCCUAACUGGGGCUCACACAGGGCCGCUGACGGGGCAGCGAGCUCGGAGGUGGAUGAUGUGACAGACCUCGGCGAGAAGAUGUACCUUGAUGUAAUUGGUGCUCUGGGAAGCCUGAUGAAGGUGAAGGAGCUGUCAGGAAUGCAGUCUCUGAAGCACCUUCCUCUGGAGGAGAGGGAGAAAGCGGGACUGCAGAGACGGAAGGGCCUGCAGCUGCUGUACGAUCAGGUCAGGAACCUCAAGAGUCGCCUGGAGAGAAAAGAAGAACUGGUGAAAGAUUACGAGGCCAGCGUGGAGCAGCUCAGGCUGAACCAAGCAUCCCUGCAAAGGUGCCAGGAGGAGAUGUCCAAGCUGGAAGAUGAAGCCUACAGGGAGGCAGAAGAGAAGGCUCUGCUGAAGGAAGCUCUGGAGAGGACGCAGCUGCAGCUGAGCCAGGAGAAGAGGCUGCUGCGAGCAGCCAAACUGCACAAGCCUGGAGCCAAGAAGCCUUUCUGCUCGGGAAAGCUGAAGGCCAAGGAGCGCACAGCAGAAGCCCUCAAGAUGGGAAGCCCGUAGGGGAGCUACCACAGAGGCCUUGGGUUGGCGAAGGUCCGUGGUAGGAACGGGUCGGCGCACUGUGGACACUAAUAUUGGUCGUGGUACGAGGUGUGGGUGCGUUUUGAGGAGCCCCUGUUGGUAUCCCGGAGCUCCUGGGCACACUGGGGUGACUGCACGGUGUGGAGGACAUUAUUUUCCUGCAGUACAUGUCCUGGGCUGCGUGGUGGGGCUCAUGGCGAUAGAAAAGGUGGUGUGGAUACACCUGAGCAUAUACGUGUAUAUUUAUCUAUAUGUGUGUGAAUACAACCCAGUGUAUACAGCAUAUGUGGGGUUUGUCGUGUCCC
Molecule: messenger RNA, 4400 nt
Organism: Chroicocephalus ridibundus (black-headed gull)
Lineage: Eukaryota; Metazoa; Chordata; Aves; Charadriiformes; Laridae
Gene: FHAD1
Product: forkhead associated phosphopeptide binding domain 1
Molecular function (GO): protein binding
Source: RefSeq, a predicted model, not a curated record